AAUUCAAAAGGAUGAAUUCGGAAAUAUACGAACUAAAGCAAAGGCAAAAACUGUUGUGAGAUCCGGGAAGCAAACAGAUGUAAAAAGAUUUUUAAGUGAGCUUCAAAGGUUUGGGAACGUAAAAGGAAAUUACGUAUUUACUAUUCAAGAAAUGCAACAAAUUGCUACAGAUUCAAAUGUUCGAUAUGACAAUUUUCAAUCUUUCAUUGAUUUGUUAAAUGAUCAAAGUUUGAUUUUAAAGAAAGGACCAGGGACUUUCCAGUUGAGAUUAUGA
Messenger RNA from Dentiscutata heterogama, 274 nucleotides. The record is from the annotation of a GenBank genome assembly. NCBI's taxonomy places the organism in Eukaryota, Fungi, Glomeromycota, Glomeromycetes, Diversisporales, Gigasporaceae.